UUGCAAAUGGCUGACAGAACGAGAGAGGAUGGGUCUUGAUUUCGUAUGCCCGAAAUUAAUAUUUUUAAAAAAUGUCGUGUAUCGUUCACACGUGCUAGCUUGAACGGUGUUUCUCGUUGAAAUUACUGUCAUAAUUAUACGUGAAUUGAACGCAAGCGUGGUAAGUGUAACAAAGUACGCGGGAAAAAAAUGACUCGUGGCCGGAGACACGCGCCCUCAGUUAAACUCAUCCGGUAACCGUCUCGAGGCACGUAAGCGCGUGGAAUUUCGAAUUAAUCGAUAGCAUUGUGAUUGUACGUGGCCGCAGUCGGAAAAUAUCGUUUAUAAUGUGAAAUGUGUUACAAUACCAUCGACGAAAAAUAUUUACGUAAAGUAUAACGUGUAUAAUCAUCAAGAGAAGGAGAAUCAAAGGUUUUUACUAUAAAAUAAAGUAAAGUCAAGUGAAAAUGCCUGCUGUGAGCAUUUGUGAUCCGGUUGCGGCUACACUCCGUCGUACUUUGGAGACCAACCAGACCAAAACAUCAGAUGACUUGUCAGCGAAUUUAGUCACCAGUGCAUCAAGAAUUCUUCAGUCAGAAAUCCAAUAUAAAGAAGUUGAUGACUAUCAAACAACAAUUUUGGAUCAAUUAAAAGCAAAAUACAUUGUACUAAAUUUACCAAAUUCUGAGAGCUCUGAUGACAAGAUGAAAGAUGGAACAAAUUAUGCAAAAAAGAAUGAAAAGGCAUUUAAAGGACCCAGCCUACCAGAACCAACUGUUACUUUAUAUUCUCCAAAGAAAGUUAGCCUAGGAUGGAAAGGUACAUUUCCAGUUGGGGCUGGCAUGUAUAAUGUUGGAAAUACAUGCUACUUAAACAGCACUCUUCAAGCUUUGUUUCAUGUGCCAGCACUUGUAAAUUGGUUAUUGUCAGACUCUCAUCAUGCAUCAAAAUGUGAACAAAAUGGUGCGUUGUUAAAAUUUAUAACUCAUUUGUCGAACCAUGGCCCCAGGACAGCAAGAAGAUGCUCAUGAAUUUUUACGUUAUUUAUUAGAAGGCAUGGAGAAAGCUUAUUUAACAAGACACAAAGCUAGCAAACUAGACAGUUACUCUAAGGAAACAACACCUAUUAACCAAAUUUUUGGUGGUUAUAUUCGUACUGAAGUAAAGUGCCUACAGUGUCGGCAUGUUUCCACUACUUUUCAACAUUUUCAAGACUUAUUAGUUGAUAUACGUAAAGCAAGUACUCUGGAUGAAGCAUUAAGUAGCUAUUUUAGUCGUGAGCAAUUAGAUAACAAUGAUUACAAAUGUGAAGCUUGCAAAAGAAGAGUUCCUGCUACAAAACAAUUUAGCUUAGAACGACCCCCGAAAGUGCUUUGUGUACAAUUAAAAAGAUUCAGCGUUUUAGGAGGAAAAAUAUCUAAACAUAUAGGUUUCAAGCAAACUAUAGAUAUGGGUCCUUACCUCUGGAAAGAACCAGGAGAACCUACACAAUCACUUACAUACAAACUUAUGUCAAUAGUUACACAUAUGGGUCCAUCAGUUAAUUGCGGGCAUUAUACUGCAGUUGCGAAGGUUUCAACAGGCCAAUACUAUUCCUUUGAUGACUCUUGUGUUCGUCCACUUAGUUUGAAUAAUGUUUUUAAUACAAAUGCUUACAUAAUGAUUUUUGAAAUGGAACAACAAACACAAUCUCAAAUUCAUGCUCAACAGACUGUUAAAUUAAAUGGUACAAUGACUGUAAACAAUACAUUAUCUUCAGGAAAUACUAUGAAUAAAACUAUAACUCCCAAGGCAUCAACAUCUGGAUUAUUUUCGUUAAAUGGAUUAGCUAAUGGCAUAUCAAAUAAUAAAGAUAAUACUGGCAAUUCAGAAAUAAAUUUACAAAUACCGACAAAUAAAAAUUCAGGACUUCAAUUUGCUAUUCAAAAGACUACAAAUUUUAUUGGGCCACAGUUACCACAAAAAUUACAAGACAAAUCUCAACCAAGAUUAGUUAUGCAUAUUAAAAAUGGAAAAAUUUUGAAUGGGAAUAGUUUAGUUCCCUAUGAUGGAUCCAGUGAAGAAGAGGAUGUUAAUUCUGUUGAAACAUUAAAAAAUCACACAAAUUUAAAUACUUCUACAAAAACAAACACUUCCACUAAUACUACUAAUGGCACACAGAAAUGUUCCUCAGUAAAAACUUUCCCUAAAGUAAUACUUAAUUCUAAAGAAGUGCAAAAGUGUGCAUCAAAGACAAAUGGCAGUAGUGUGUCUCAGAAUCAAAGUAAUGUAACGCAAUGUAUAAAAACACAAAAUGGCUCUAGCUGUAGUACCAUUAUAAGUACAAUAAAAUAUCAAAAUGGUAAAUCAGAAACAAACGGAAAGGCAGAAAAUGGUAAUAAUAAUAGUAAAAAUAAAUGGCAUCAGCCUGUUAGAAAAGCGGGACAAGAGGACAAAGUAAUUACAAAAGUUACAAGCAGCAGUAUGAAAGGUUGGCAAGUUUCAAAGGAUACAUCAUUUUCUGCCACGUCAGCUGCAACAUCAAAUGGCUGGUCUGUGACGGAUAAGGAAGAUAUUCAUAAAAUUGGUCAAAAUAAUAUGACACCCAGUGCUGCAGCUUUAAGAGAUUUCAAUGGAACAAAUCGUUCUGAUACGGUUUCCCACUUAUUAAAGAUGUCUCAUCGUGGUUAUGGCAAUUCUUCGGUUACAAAUUGGAAUGGUAAUAGAACACAUUUAGAUAGAGAAGUUGACAAUGAUAGAAGAGAAGAGCGUAAGCGACAUUUCAAUGCAGAUGAUGAAGAAAUAGACCGUGGUCGAGUAAAGAAAGUAAAAGAUCAUCGAACGUAUGAAGAAAGAAAUAACUCAGGGUAUAAUCCUUUCCAAGAAUAUCAAAAUGGCAAAACGUGGAACCGAUCUCUCGGUGGUUAUUACCGGAGACAUUACUAUAAUACUUCCAAUAAUGUACGACCGCGGCAUGGUAGAAAUUACAGACCUCCACAUUACAGAUAUCAUAAUCAUUCUCGUGCACAUUGGCAACGAGAAUAAAAUAAAAUAAAAGGAAAUGUUGUUGGGAAAAAUUUCGAAAGCAAUUCGAUGUCGGAAGACUUAAUUUUCAAUUGCUAAAACAAAUUAUAAUUUUUCAAUAUAUUAAAAUUAAAAUACAGAUGUGGCAGUGCUGAUUUAGAUAAUUAAUGUUGGAGGUUCAACAUUUAUUGUAAUGAAUCGUUAAACUGCGUUGUAACAACCUUGCAUAUUCCUGAUAGUUUUCGUACUCUACUGUUGCUUGUAGCUCAUGUGUCUAUGGAUAUUGUACAUAGUACACGGGGGAUGAGUAUCAGCAGGUCUGCCAAUCUUGUGUUCAGUAUGAACGGAGCAAAUUUGUUUAUACUAAAUGAUAUGUGCAUUAAUUUAGAGUGCGUAUUAAACGUAUGUAUGGAUGCAAUUUUUAAGAGUUUAAACAGUAAUUCGCAUAUGAUAACUUUUUAACUGGUUUUUUAAUGCUUUAGUUAUGAUUAUAAAAUUAUGUUUCUAUGUAUUCUUUUUUAAUUUAAAAUAACAACAUAUUACGUAACAAUAUAAAACUCUUCAAUAAAUAUUUCGUAUUAAUCUUAUGUUACUUAUGUUAAAUUAAAAUUGUGAACAUAAUAUUCCAUGUAUAUCUAUAUUCGAUAGAUGUUUCACUGUUUAUAGAAGUGUCCAUACAUUUUCAAAUAGAAAGCAUGUUGAGUACUAUAAAAAUAAGUUGGUUUUAACAGUGCAAAGAUCAAAUUAAGUAAAAAGGAAAUAUUCCGAAAAUUUCACGCUGGAGAAUAUUUUUCAUUUACAAUAUAAUAAUCCGUCCUUUAUUUUAAUUGAUAAAGAUACUCCUCCCUCAUCGAGCUAUAACAAAAAAAAUUUAAUUAAACAUCAAUCUUGCUCGAUCAAAAAACAUAGUCUUCGUCAUUGCUUACUGAAGAAAAGUAUAUUCGUAAUAAUUAAUUAAUCAUUGAUUAAUUAGUAAGUAAAUGAUUUCUCUAAAUGCGCGACUUCAAUUUUCAUUUUUUAACAUAAUACACAUAUUAUUCCAGAGCGAUUGUGGAACUUGUGAAUAAUCGAAUGAAGAGUAUUUCAUGGUAAUGGAUAAUAGUAUCAACUUAUUGAAAUAUUAGUUUAAAAAAAGGAAAAAAAAUUGUAAAUUAUAUAAAUGUAGAAUUUUAAUAUUAUGGACUUUUCAUAGAGCAUUAAAAAUUGCAAAGCCAUAGAUAAUUUGUUAAGCCAAUGAUUAAAAAAAAAAUACAGCUGGCUUUUCGCCUGCUCGUUAUAUAUAAUACCUCGUUAUAUUAUUCUACAAAUUAAAUACUAGCCAAAAGAAAAAAAGAAACAACCAUAUACUAAGAUCUGGUGAUUAUUAUACAUUUUAUAGUACUCUAUAUUUUUCAGAAGAUACAUGACUUGAAUAUAUAUGCUAAACUCGUAUCUUUAUGCAAAAGAUUAGUCGCAAUUCAAUAAUCAUAUUAGCUUAAUAUUACGGCGAAUAUAAUUACCGUAAUAUAGGCUUAAGUUAAGUAUGAUAUUGCGUCGAAAUAUAAUAAUGGUUUUUGCAUUGUACAAAUUCAUGUAUCAUUUGAAGAAUAAGAUUCAGAGUUCUGUAAAAUCGAUACAUCUGAUAUUGUAAACGUAUGUGAUAUCACUCCGUACAAUGGUGAACAACAGCAAACGCCAGAUUGAAUUUAUAUAUUAAGUAUCACGAAUGAAACGGAAAUUGUCGUUUGUACAAUAUUCGAACUAUCGAUAUAAACAGAGUGAAAGAAACGAUAAAUCCAUAGAAACCAAUUCAUUUAUAUCGUACAGAAAAGGAAAAGACUAUCGCAUUUUUAAGCGAAGAUACUGUAAUCUGUAGACGCACGUAAUCUAUUUUUAUUUUUAUCGUAUAUUCUUAUAAUUUGUAAGAAGGUAAUUCUUUAUAUUUCUUCAUUUACUCCAUCGUUUUGAAAUGGAGUUUUUGAUGAAAAAGGAAAAUCCUUCAUUCAAUGAGCUCAUAAGAACUCUCGAAAGAAAUGUAGCGAUUUUAAAAAUAGAAAAUCAUUAUAAUUUAAAAAUCAAUUAUGAAUUGGAUGUUAAACUCACAUGGUUCCAUAAUAUAUCACGUAGUCUUACGGACAAACUUGAUUCUUUAUGGAAAUUGGCUGAAACGCAUCAGUCAACAGAAAAUGAAAUAAAACAAUUUGCUGAUCAAAUUGCAAGUUCAUGGACUUCUAUCAAUCGUCAGAUUUACGAAAAAUAUUCUAAAAUACGAAUGGCUAGUCGAACAUUACACGGAGUACCAUUAUCAAUAGUUCUAGAUAGAAUAAAAAAGGAAAUUAUUGUAUUCAAAAUAUCAUUACAAUUUUAUGAAUCUACUUAUGAUCAAGAAUAUAUAUUAAAAGGAUACAAACUAAUUACUGAAAGUGAAGAACUUAUAAGCAGCUUAGGAAAAUGUGAUAGCAAGUUGCAACAAUACUUAUCCAUAUCAAAUAUUACGCCUCAUCUCAUAAAAUUAGAAUCUGCGAUUGACAAAUAUGUUACGAACGUUGAGGUGCUACCUACAAAAAAUUCAUUUGUACCUGAUUUAAGUAUCUUUUCGUUAGUUGCGAAAUUAUUAACCGGUGAUUUACUCGGUUAUGAAUCUAUCGAUCCCAAUUAUAUUUUAAUAGAAAAUAUGCCCAAAAAACCAGUUUUUAUUAUCAAGAAUAUUAAACGUAAAACAAUUUAUCCAUAUCAUUCAACAUGAAACAUAUGUAUUUAUACUAUGUAAC
Molecule: messenger RNA, 5732 nt
Organism: Heterotrigona itama
Lineage: Eukaryota; Metazoa; Arthropoda; Insecta; Hymenoptera; Apidae
Source: the annotation of a GenBank genome assembly